AGUAUUUUUUCACGCCGGCUACGUUAGGUUUACAACUCAAGAGAAGGUGUAUGACAAUUUGCGUUGUAUAUUUCAGCUUUUAGUUAUCCCUUUACAAAAAUGAGAACACGCGUAUUGCUUUGCACAGUAAUGAUAUUGUAAUUCAUGUCAUUUAGCUAGCUAGCCAUUUCCUUUAACAUAUGUAAUGGUGGAUGGAGUGGGGAGCUAGUGAGCUAAAAGUUGCUGCUUCAUGGUAGCUCGAGAGCUAGCACUUAGCUAGCAAGCAUACUAAUUGAUAGAGCGUGCGCUAUUACAAAAGUUGUAACUAUGGCAUAAACAGAAGUUAACGUUAACUUGCAAUGAAUCAACUCAUAUUGCAUUUUAAAGGAAACUACUAAGAUGUCUCGUCGAUAUGAUUCAAGAACAACCAUCUUCUCGCCUGAAGGCCGCCUAUACCAGGUAGAGUAUGCCAUGGAGGCCAUUGGUCACGCUGGCACUUGUCUGGGGAUUUUGGCCAAUGACGGUGUGCUGCUGGCGGCUGAGAGGAGGAACAUCCACAAGCUAUUGGACGAGGUGUUUUUCUCAGAAAAGAUCUACAAGCUGAAUGAGGAUAUGGCGUGUAGCGUGGCUGGAAUCACAUCCGAUGCCAACGUACUGACCAAUGAGCUGAGACUAAUAGCACAGAGAUACCUACUGCAGUACCAGGAGCCUAUCCCCUGUGAGCAGCUGGUUACAGCUCUGUGUGACAUCAAACAGGCCUACACACAGUUUGGAGGGAAAAGGCCGUUUGGCGUGUCUCUGCUGUACAUGGGUUGGGACAAACACUAUGGUUUCCAGCUCUACCAGAGUGACCCCAGCGGCAACUACGGAGGCUGGAAGGCCACCUGUAUCGGCAACAAUAGUGCCGCGGCCGUGUCCAUGCUGAAGCAGGACUUCAAAGAAGGAGAGAUGUCUCUGUCCUCUGCCCUGGCUCUGGCCGUCAAAGUGCUCAACAAGACUAUGGACGUCAGCAAGCUGUCUGCUGAGAAAGUGGAGAUCGCCACUCUGACCAGAGAGAACGGAAAGACUUGCAUCAAGGUGCUGAAACAGAAGGAAGUGGAUGAGCUGAUCAAGAGACAUGAGGCGGAGGAGGCCAAAGCGGAGAAAGAGAAGAAGGAAAAAGAGCAGAAGGAGAAAGACAAAUGAGUGGCCCACAUUGUUACUUUUCUGUAAAAAAAAUCCAAAUAGUUCAGGUUUUCUAAAUUGUUCUUUGACUAUCUGUUGUAUUUCUUUAAAUAAAGGCUAAAUACUAUACA
Messenger RNA from Oncorhynchus kisutch (coho salmon), 1274 nucleotides. It is a transcript of the gene psma4, whose product is annotated as proteasome 20S subunit alpha 4. NCBI's taxonomy places the organism in Eukaryota, Metazoa, Chordata, Actinopteri, Salmoniformes, Salmonidae. Gene Ontology annotation, biological process: ubiquitin-dependent protein catabolic process. The record is from RefSeq and is a predicted model, not a curated record. Gene Ontology annotation, cellular component: proteasome core complex; proteasome core complex, alpha-subunit complex. The transcript is spliced from 9 exons. Bases 379 to 1164 code for a protein of 261 amino acids.